Molecule: messenger RNA, 1905 nt
Organism: Morchella importuna
Lineage: Eukaryota; Fungi; Ascomycota; Pezizomycetes; Pezizales; Morchellaceae
Exons: 4
Coding region: 1-1905 (634 amino acids)
Molecular function (GO): oxidoreductase activity, acting on CH-OH group of donors; flavin adenine dinucleotide binding
Source: RefSeq, a predicted model, not a curated record
AUGUCUCCCCCAAAAGAAGUUGAUGUUAUCGUUGUUGGAGGUGGAGCUGCUGGUUGUAUUGUCGCUGGAAGACUCGCUCAAGCCGAUCCCAACCUUGAAAUCCUCAUUGUUGAGGGUGGAAAGAACAAUCUCAAUGACCCUCAGGUCAGGCAACCCGCUAUGUUUCUCUCCCAUCUUGCGCCCACAUCCACUACAGCAAAGUUCUAUGCGGGACGCCAUUCUGAGCUCCUCGGUGGCCGCUCACCAAUUGUUCCCACUGGAAACAUGUUGGGUGGUGGUUCCUCCAUCAACUUCAUGAUGUACACCAGAGCUAGCAAAUCCGACUAUGAUGACUGGAAGACUGAAGGUUGGUCAGCGGAUGAUUUGAUUCCUCUCCUUAAGAAGAUGGAGUCCUACAACCUCGAGAACCCUGACCCAAAGAUCCACGGUUUCGACGGGCCCCUCGCCGUUUGCCAUGGAGCUUCUCCCGCCCCUAACACCGAGGAAUUCCUACAAGCCGCUCAAGACAUGGGCUACAAAGUUGUCGAUGAUAUCCAGGAUCUCGAGAGUGCUCACGCUUUCGAGCGUUGGGGAAAAUGGAUUAACCCUAAGACCGGUCUCCGAAGUGACACUGCGCACAACUAUGUCCACCCUGUAAUGGAAAAGAACAGUAACCUUCACCUUUUGUGUGAUUCAAAGGUUUCUAAAGUUGUUAUUGAGAACGGAAAGGCCACCGGUGUUGAAUAUGUACCAUUUUCACCCCCGGCAGAGGGCGCUCCCAAGCCAGUCCCCCAAUCUGUUACAGCAAGGAAGCUUGUCGUUGUGUCAGCCGGUUCCCUUGGGUCCCCCACCGUCUUAGAACGGUCUGGUGUUGGUGCUCGUGAGAUACUUGAGAAGGCCGGUGUCGAGUGCAAGGUUGACCUUCCCGGAGUUGGAGAAAACUACCAGGACCACAACCUCAUUCUCCCCGCCUACAGGGUUGCUCCUGAAACAAAGACUCACGAUGACUUCUUGCGCGGAAUCCCAGAGGUCCACGCUCAGGGACUGAAAGAUUUGGAAGAGGCUAAGGGUAUUUACACAACAAACUUCAUCGAUGCUGGUGGCAAGCUCCGUCCCUCCGAGGAGGAGAUUGAAGCUAUGGGACCAGAAUUCAGGAAGUUCUGGAAUGAGUACUUCAAGGAUGCACCGGACAAGCCAGUUAUGUUCGCUGGGCUUGUAAAUGCCUUCCUUGGCGACCACUCCCUGCUCCCAGGCGGUAAAUACGUUACCAUUGGUACUUACCUGGAGUACCCCGCGAGUCGCGGUUCUAUCCACAUCACCAGCGCUGAUCCGUACGUUGAGGCCGACUUUGACCCAGCAUACUUGUCCCACCCCGCCGAUCUUGGCCCUAACAUCUGGGGUUACAAGCUUGGUCGUGAGCUCGUUCGUCGCAUGCCCUGCUAUCGUGGAGAGGUUGUCGCACUACACCCCAAGUUCUCUGCUACAUCCCCUGCACGUGCUGUCGAGAUCGAUAUCGAUACUUCUAGGGAGCUUCAGGGAGAUAAGGGCGUCACUGCUGGUGUGGUUGUCUCUGGAAACGUUGCAGCACAGAACGAGGUCACCAGCGAGCCUCUUGACAAGAAGAAGCCAAUUGAAAACCUUGUCUACUCUGAGGAGGACGAUAAGGCGGUUGAGCAGUGGAUGAGGGAAAACAUUGGAACAACAUGGCACUCUCUUGGUACCAAUGCCAUGAAGCCCCGUGAGGAGGGUGGUGUGGUUGACGCCAAAUUGAACGUUCACGGGGUCGAGAACUUGAAGGUUAUCGAUUUGUCCAUCGCUCCUGGAAAUGUUGGAAGCAACACCUACUCAACCGCUCUGGUCAUCGGAGAGAAGGGUGCUAUCCUUGCUGGCGAGCACCUCGGUAUCACCAUCGGUCUUACCAACUAA